GGAUGAGCACUACCUCAGCAUGCCAUACUUUACACCAGAGGAAGCAGUUUGCAUUAAGGACGCGCUUGUGGAUACACCUGCCUAUAGUUCUGACCUGAUUGAGAAUGAAUCUGUAGAGCCAAAAACAGUAAACGACACUCUGACCGAUACACUACAAAACUUCUUGGAUAAACGACGUGCUAGUGGCGACGCUCGUCCCUGUGGACCUCACGACCUUUUGCCUCUAUAUAGCAAGCUAUUUGGAAUCGAUGUGGCUGAAUUGCGAAAUGACACGUUUAUCGCGCGUAUGAGACGCCAAAGGCUCUAGCCAUGCCCAUGAAAAGCUGUGUAGUUAGUCGCGAGCUUCAUAUGCGACUCUACCCGGGAUUCGACAUUGGUUUUUUUUCAUUGGAUUGUGUAUUCGAAUGGUACGAAUUUAUUAGCAAUCGGCAGUAUCUGUUUCUUUAAUGUUUAUGGCCGGACAAGCGCGAAUGCAUUCGUGUGUGAUGCAGCAAACAUCCAUUGCGACACUCUUGGACUUAUAGCCGAUUUAGAGCCUAGCGUCACGCGGUGAUCUUCCCAAGCGAUAGCCUACCUGCGAUGUACUUAAUACAACCCAAACUUCUCUUUCACAUUCAUCUAAAAUUUCUCUUGUAGCAACUAUGCAAUAAUGAAAUCCGUGCAAACGUUAGACCACGACGGUGAACCAGCGUACCACGGGCGGGCGAGGGUGAACGGCAUCCGCAUGCACUACCUGGUUUGCCCCAACCCGGCCAACAACACCCAAGAAACAACUAAACCGGCCAUUGUCCUCCUCCACGGGACGCCAAAGAACAGUUUCUACUGGCAUCGAUUAGUGCCGUACCUUACGCAGCGCUUCACCGUCGUAGCGCCCGACCUUCGCGGCUUCGGCUAUACAGACAAACCUCCUACGUCGGAUGGCUAUGACUGCCUUACUAAUGCGCAUGACGUAGCGGAAUUGAUGGAGCAGCUUGGCUUCAAGCAAUACUACGUCCAUGGCGAAGACCGCGGUGCGGAAUACGCUUUUUCUCUGGCUGCUACAUAUCGAGAUCGCGUUAUCAAGCUCAGCUUCUGCGAGAUGCUGUUGACUGGAUUUGGGCUGGAAGAAUCCAACGUCUGGUCCGAAUCAAACGUAACUGCGCAGAUGCGUAUGCAGGGUGUCUGGUGCUGGCACUUGUCCUUCUUCUGGAUCCCUCAUGUCCCAGAGAUGCUCAUCACUGGAAAGGAGCGGGAAUUUUGGGAACAUUUCAUGCGCGCAGAGUGCUUCGAUCCGACGGCUAUUCAACAGCUCGAACUGGACCACUGGACAGAGUGCAGCAAACAGCCUGGCGCGCUACGUGGCAUACUCGAGACGUAUAGAAGCGCGUUUGUAAAUGCCAAGGUCAAUAAGGAGAGUGUGAGCAGCGAGAAGGGGGGCAAGAUUACUUGUCCUGUGAUGACGAUUGGUGCUCCUGAGUUCUUUGGCCCAACUGUGCGCAACUGUAUGCUGCACGUGGCGACGAAUGUUGAGUUUUCAGAGAUAUAUCAAGAGUGUGGGCAUAGUUUGGCGCUGGAGAAGCCAGAGCGUCUUGCAGGUGACUUGAUCAAAUUCAUGUUGGACUAAUUCAUCUAUGAUUUAGCUUUCUAUACUGCAUUUAAGAUUGAUGUUUCUUAUUGCUCUGUGAUGCUCUACUCCAGGGUGCUGUUCAACCGACGACAGCAACUAGACUAUAGACCAAUUUGUGAAUUAUUAUUAUUACAAAGCCCGGUUAGAUGAAU
Messenger RNA from [Torrubiella] hemipterigena, 1758 nucleotides. The record is from the annotation of a GenBank genome assembly. Lineage: Eukaryota; Fungi; Ascomycota; Sordariomycetes; Hypocreales; Clavicipitaceae.